AAACCCAACUAGAAACGAAAGUGAAUUUUAACAACAAAUGCACGAGGGUUAGGGUUCAUAAUAAAAGAAAGGGAAAAGAAAGAGAAGCUGAAUACUUUUCAGUGAUGGCACUUGUACCGUCUCUACAAGCUGGUUCCCUGUUUGGCCAGUACUGUUUUUCUCAUGAUUCAAAAUACAUAAUAUGUUGCUGUGGCGACAGUUUAAAAGUUUUCAACACCACUAAUGGAGAGCUGUUACAUAACCUCAGAGGUCACACAAAAGCUGUCACUGGAGUGGUAUUGAAUCCUAGUAAUGUCUUGCAGAUAUUUUCCUGUGGUCAAGAUGGUUUGCUGAUUUCAUGGGACUACCUUGAUGGCGUGAGACUGAAGCAAUAUAAUCUACAUAUGGCUUUGUAUGGAAUUAUCUCAAUCAAUGCUGACAAAAAGUCUAUCAUGAUGCUAAGUCAGACCACUGAGCAUAAAAAAACAUUCAGUCUUAUGCAGUGGAAGAAGAAAAAAACCAGUAAUGAUUAUUCAAAACCCAAGAUGAUUAUUGAGAAAUGUGAUGGAGACCCAAGAUUAGUUUCGUUUGGGUGUUUAAGAGAAUAUGUGGCGUCAGGACUUAAGCACACACUGGCAAUUUACUCUAUGAAAAAAGGAUCGACAAAAUUUGUAAGUGACCAUGACAAGUUCAACAAAAACAAAGCAAUAACUUGUGUGGCCUGUCACCCAACUGAGUAUUGUAUAGCAACUGGUUUGGAAAAUGGAAAAAUUCUCCUGUGGAACAAUUUUUUCAAAGACAGUCAUCCUGUUAUUUCUGUUAUGCACUGGCACAGCCUACCCGUCUCAUGCAUUGAAUUUACGCCUAAUGGUUCAAACCUGCUGAGUGGUGGAUUUGAAUGUGUGCUAGUGAGGUGGCAGAUGGGCAACCCAAACCAACGGGAUUACAAGCCACGCAUGGGCGCUCCAGUCUCUGAGAUUAUCAUCUCACCUGAUGGAAAUUUCUUUGCAACAAGACAUGCUGACAAUUCAAUCCAGUUACUUGACAUAAAUCUUAAAGUGCUGCAAGUUUACAGAGGAAUGACCAGAACAAAUUUUUGUAGAACUGUUGAUAAGUCACCCAUCUCGAGUGGGCUGAAGUAUGACCCUAGGUCUAGGACUAUUGUGACCAACGGUUUACCUGGGCAUUUACAGUUUUUUUCUCUGUCUUUAAACAAGCAACUUUUUAAUCUUGAUAUCGUAGGUCAAAAUUACAUCUCCCCUGAAAACCUUGACCAGCCUAAAGCCAUCACAGAGAUAAUCUGUACAGCAAUUUCUGGAGAUGGUCAGUGGUUGGCAACAUUUGAGAUGUGGGAUGACGGUCACUUCACGCCAGAGCUCAGACUUAAAUUUUGGUCUUAUAGUUCAGAAGCUCAAACAUAUUCACUGAAUACAACUGUUGAAUACCCACAUGAUCAAAAAAUUACUAGCAUGUUAUUUCGACCAGUAACACAUAAAAAAUCUGGAUUUGAUUCUCCAUCUCUUGUUUCUGUGGGUGAAGAUCAGUGCUUUAAGAUUUGGACAUUGGUGGAUGAUUCAGAUAUAUACAGAAUCAACACACGGUGGAACUGCGAGUCAGUUGGGUUUUAUCGAGGCUUGAACGUUCAUUGUGCAGAUUAUUCUACUGAUGGCUCAACUUUGGCUGUAGGGUUUGAGCAUCUUAUCACAAUUUGGGAUCCUGAUACAAGUGUUGUUCACACAACGCUCUCCAACUGUUUAAAUGAGAGAGAUCCUAUUACUCACUUAAAGUUUGGAAGCCAUGGUAGCUGCCAUCAUUUGAUAUCUGCGUCUGCAAAAAAAUUGAUAUCCAGGGAUCUCUUAACAUUGACAGUUCUCUGGGUCAUCAAGGAUAAUGUCACAUUGCUGUUCAGGGACCCGUCCUCAGACCUCAUGGGAUGUGUGUCCAACAGUCAGACAUUGUGUGUGUUCAGACCAAGCAAUGAGGAAAUUGUAUACAGGCAUGAGAACAUAAGCUGUGCUGAUAUUGUUGAUGCCAUCUUUGUACCUGGGGGCAGACAAGAAGACCUGGCUGAUGUGGGCUGGCCUGGCAGUUCCCAGAUAUAUUUGUAUAACACAGAACAGCAACUGAUCACACUUGAUCUAGAACGUAAUACACGAGACCACAAGGAAAAGAUGAUUAUUGCACAAAAUAUACCACAAAGCAACCUUCGAUUAAUGAUGGCUGAGAAACUAGUUAGAGAAACCAAAGCUGUAGAGCACAAGGAAACUGCUGGGAAAACAAAGUUAGCAGAGGACCCUUUUGCUUCAUUGUUUCUUCACUCUAAUGAACCAGUAUCACUGUUCUGUGACCAGUAUUUAAAUAGUCUACUUGUAAAAAAGAAAUUAAAACACAAAAAAGAAAAAGAUGAUAGUGAUGACAGUAGCAGUGAGGAAGAAUCUUCCAAUUCAGAAUCAGAGAUGCAGGUAGAUAAGCGAGAAUUCAACAAAACAAAAAGGGCAAGGUUAGAUUACGAGAGGACAGAGACCAAGAAAGAAGAGCCAGAAAAUGAUAUGAAUAAACUUUUAUCCUCCACAACAGACUGGGUCAAAUGGUGCUCUUCUUUAAGUUUGAAGUAAAAAAAAAAUUUUAAAUAAAAAAAAUUGGUUAGAAAUAUU
This is a messenger RNA of Physella acuta, 2633 nucleotides long. RefSeq names its product WD repeat-containing protein 75. Gene Ontology annotation, cellular component: nucleolus; small-subunit processome. NCBI's taxonomy places the organism in Eukaryota, Metazoa, Mollusca, Gastropoda, Physidae. The record is from RefSeq and is a predicted model, not a curated record. Gene Ontology annotation, molecular function: RNA binding; protein binding. Gene Ontology annotation, biological process: ribosome biogenesis; positive regulation of rRNA processing; positive regulation of transcription by RNA polymerase I.